AUGCCCUCGCCCUGCGGCCGCCGCUGCCUCCUCGUUGCCUGCGUCGCUUACGGCCUCUUUGCGAAUCACUGGGCGCGCGACUCGCUCGGCGCGCUCGAGGUGCCGCUCGAGUCUGACGCGCCGUACUCUCUCUCCGCCCGGCGGUACAACGCUCUCACCUCGCUCUACUUCCUGCCCAACAUCGGUGUCCCCAUCCUCGCCGGCGUCCUCGCCCACCGCUUUGGCGCCGCCGCGACCUACGCCGCCUUCUUUGCGAUCGCAGCCGCGGGCAACGGCUUGGUCGGUGCCUCGGCGGUGGACGUCCUCCCGAUCGGCUUCGUCUCGCCGCGCUUUCGAGACACGUGGACGGCGCUCGUCGGCCUUCUCAACGGCGUCAACCGCCUCGGGUCCGUGACCAACUUUCUGCUCGAGCCGCUCCUGUACCGCGCGGGAGGGCUACCCUUGGCCCUCUCCGUGCCGUCGGCCGUGGGUGCGUCUGGCCUGCUCACCGCGCUGCUCGCUUGGCGGGUCGACGCGUCGCUCUCGCGCGCCGACGAGGCGGCGGCGCAGCGGGCCGAGGAGGAGCCUCUGCGGACGAGCUUGCGCAGCCUGCCGCGCGUCUUCUUCCUCUUCCUCCUCGGCGGCGCGUGCGUGUACGGUGCGGUCGUGCCGUUCUGGUUCAUCGGAGCCAAGCAUCUGCAGUCGAGGUUCGGCAUGCCUCUCGCAACAGCAGACGCGCUGCUGCUGCUGCCCGAGGGCAUGAUCGCCCUAGUCGCCCCUCCGUUUGGACUGCUGAUGGACCGGCGCCGCUGGAGCCUCACCAAGCGGCUGUACUGGUCGGCCGCCUCGCUGGCGCCGAUCCCCGUCGCGCUUCUCCUCCUCGCUUGGCUCGGCCCGGCCGGUGGCGCCCCGGCAUUAGGACCAAACGUGACCACGCUGGCCGCUGGCAACAGCCCGCCUCCCGCCGCUCCCAACCUCCUCGCGCCCGCCCUCGCAACCCUCGUGCUCGGGACUGGGUACGCCUUCGCCCAGAACCUGAUCUGGGCAUCGCUCACGCUGGUCGCGCCCCCGAAGCUGCUGAACCUCUGCUCGGGCGCCCACACCGUCCGCGUAGGCCUCACUGGCAGCAGUCUCAACUUGCUGCCCUCCGCGCUGCCCCUCCUUUUCUUCGGCGCGAACUCCUCAACCAACCUCACCACCCUCGCCGCCGUCGGAGCCGUUGGCGUUGCCGCGUACUCGUGGGCUGCCGUCGAGAGCACAGCGCGGGACCGCCCGUUGCUGCCAGCCGCCGCCACGGUCGCCGCGGCGGCGCCGCUCACCGCCGCGCCCGAUGGCGACGACUUUGAGGAGCGAUUGGACGCGCUCGUAGAGGAGGCGGACCCGUCGCCAGACGACGCAGGGCAGAAGACGGUCACGGCACGCAGUGUGGUCACGGCACAGUGGUACUUGCGCGAGUGGCACGCGUCGUGAGAGCAAGUACAGUCGCCGGUCGCGAGGCGAGGCUCGUCAUCAAGCCGUCAGCGCACACUGGCCAUUGGAUGCUUGGCCUCAGUACCACUUAGCGACGCCGGUCUCGAGCUUGAAGUCGAUCUUGGCGAGGGUCCGCUCCGGGUGGCGUGUACCCUCGCGUAUCCACUGGCGGACGCGCCGGUUGGCCUCGCGGAGGAAGCGCGCGGAUGGGCAGCCGCCCACGCAGGGCAGGCAGGUGCCCCCCAGGGUUUCGAGCGCUGUGGCAUCGUAGUCCCCUCGCUCCUGAUUAUGAAACCAUGGGGGUCCGCCAUUCCAACGACCCCCAGCAUAAGCAUCAUGGGGGUUCGCCAGUCGGCAGUCACAAGCCUGGUGGCAGCACACGGGGUUGGCACAUGGCUGCAGCGUAGUGCUGACUCGCUCGGCGACCGCUAAGAUCAGCGCCUUGCCCGCCGGCAGGUUUGCCGGGUCAGCCUCCGCCACUUCGCUCGCAAACGACUCCAUUUUGCUCGCAAAAGAUGCGGGUUGUAAGCCAUCAAGGUAGCCGUGAAGGAUGGCAUAGGCGAUCGCGUCCUCGCGAGUCAAAGCAAGCCAGUACGCUCCGUUCCACGGGAAGUCCGAUUCGAGCUCUUGAAAGAAGUCAGCUGCGGUCUUGUACCAUUCUCGCGUGAAUUCUCCGUCUGAGCAAAAUAGCAGGCCUGAAAGCCUGAGGUACAGCUCGCCGCACUGUGGCCCGAUGGCCACGCCGAUACUGCCGAUAUCGUCGUCGUCGUCGUCGUCGUCAUCAUCGUCGCCGUCGUCCUUGUUCUUGAAGUCGCAAUCGUCAUCGUCGUCCUCCUCCUCGUCAGGCAGUAACGCAUCGGCUCGCAUUGGGAGUGUGCGCAGGAAGACCUGCAUCGCAGCGUCCACGUCCUUGUGCUUGAUGUGCUUUCUGCGGCUAUGCUCCGUGUGCGUUAUGGCAUGCUUCAUCCAUUCCGUGCCGCAUUCUCCAAACUCAAAGUACCGCCCAGGAUCAUCUUCAGGAUACGAGUCGACAAGCGGCUGAUCGCCCACGAGCACGUGCAGCUUCUCGAUCGCAGCAAUCUCGAUACUGAUAUCGGUCUUGAAGUCACAGGCUGUGCGAAUGGCCGCAGAGUAGAAGACUGCGGGCGCAAAGCGAACGCCGCACAAGCGCGCGAGCCGAUGGAAGGUGGUUUCCAGGUGUGGCACCGGCACGUCG
Messenger RNA from Emiliania huxleyi CCMP1516, 2665 nucleotides. RefSeq lists its product as hypothetical. NCBI's taxonomy places the organism in Eukaryota, Haptophyta, Isochrysidales, Noelaerhabdaceae. The transcript has 6 exons. Bases 1 to 1449 code for a protein of 482 amino acids. The record is from RefSeq and is a predicted model, not a curated record.